Molecule: messenger RNA, 8166 nt
Organism: Antechinus flavipes (yellow-footed antechinus)
Lineage: Eukaryota; Metazoa; Chordata; Mammalia; Dasyuromorphia; Dasyuridae
Gene: MYO16
Product: myosin XVI
Exons: 35
Coding region: 884-6655 (1923 amino acids)
Biological process (GO): negative regulation of G1/S transition of mitotic cell cycle; neuron projection morphogenesis; phosphatidylinositol 3-kinase/protein kinase B signal transduction
Cellular component (GO): myosin complex; perinuclear region of cytoplasm; nucleoplasm
Molecular function (GO): cytoskeletal motor activity; protein phosphatase binding; actin filament binding
Source: RefSeq, a predicted model, not a curated record
UAAUUUUAGAUUGAAUUUAUGUAAAUUUUACUGUUCCUUCCUUCUGAAUUCCAAUCCUGUUAGAAAAAUUCCCGAGAUAUAUUCUUAAAUGCAGUGCAUUUCUGUGCAGACAGCAAGUCAAUAAUCAUUUUGAAUAUGCAAACUUAAUAUGUAUCCCCCCUCCCCCAUUUUUGAUUCUGCAUGGGGACCCGGGAGUGUGGAGAUGACUGUGAGCUAUUCCUUAAUUUCUUUACUAUACCAGACAAAUGCAACGAUCUCUGAUGCUAAAAAGGUUAUUUUGAGCGCCUGCUAUCAGUUUCCUAUUCACACAGCAACUGGUGGCAACUAAAAAUACCCAGCUUUUACCACCAGCGAAGAAUCCGGUCACAUUUGGCUCACAAUCUGCAGAAACAAGCUUUAAGAUCCCUUCUUCUUGUGACUUCGCUUCAGCCCACUCAUCAAGCUUAGUUUGCUGCCAUUUGGAAGCUAUUGAAAAGCCAUUAACCGGCAGGACGGUGGGCGCCGCAGUGCAGCAGCACACCUCAACGCUCGAACAAUGUGGCUGCGAGUGCACACCAAUUAAAUCUUACUAUUCCUGGGGAUGUGGGAUUAGGAGCUCUGUCAAUCAGCGAUGCUACAAUAGCACGUGCAGCAGCCAUGGUUCAAGGCACAUAGAGAGAUUUCUCUAACUCCAGCUGCUGCAUGAGAAUGAGUUUGAAGCUUUUUUCUUUCUUUUUUAUACAUUUUUUGCAAGAUCAUGGAAUAGGAGCUCCGUUCAAUAAUGCAUCCUGAGGUAAACUGGUUACCUGAGGAAGGGCUCUAAAUUAUGCAGUUUGUGGGGACGACUAUUGUAGCAGAAGAGAAUGCUGGAACAUGUAACAAGACUACUGUCUGAAAUGGAAACAUGUCUCACUAUCAUUUUAUCAAGUGCUGUUGCUUCCAGCUAUGUAAUGUUUUCCGAUCCCAUGAAAUGGAAAUUGACCAGUGCUUGCUGGAGUCCCUACCAUUAGGCCAGCGACAGAGGCUGGUGAAACGUAUGCGCUGUGAUCAGAUAAAAGCUUACUAUGAACGAGAAAAAGCCUAUCAGAAACAGGAAGGAUCUGUGAAGAAGCUGAAACAUGGGAAGAAUCAUAAAGUCCAUUUCAAUCUUGUUGACAUGAUACAGGAUGCAAUCAUCCAUCACAAUGAUAAAGAAGUACUCCACCUACUGAAGGAUGGUGCUGACCCUCAUACAACUCUUUCAUCAGGAGGAUCCUUACUCCACCUGUGUGCUCGCUAUGAUAAUGCCUUCACUGCAGAAAUUCUCAUUGAACAAGGAGUGAAUGUAAAUCAUCAGGAUGAGGACUUUUGGACACCAAUGCACAUUGCCUGUGCAUGUGAUCACCCUGAUAUUGUUCUGCUACUGCUUUUAGCUGGAGCCAAUGUCCUAUUGCAGGAUGUCAAUGGGAAUAUACCACUAGAUUAUGCUGUGGAAGGGACAGAGUCAAGCUGUAUCCUUUUGACCUACCUAGAUGAAAAUGGGGUGGAUCUGACUUCACUUCGGCAGAUAAAACUUCAGAGACCAAUGAGUAUGUUGAAUGAUAUAAAACAACUCUUAUCAUCAGGAGGAAAUGUAAAUGAGAAAAAUGAUGAAGGUGUUACCCUUUUACAUAUGGCUUGUGCAAGUGGCUACAAGGACGUGGCUUCACUCAUCCUUGACCAUGGUGCAGAUCUCAAUGUGGUGGAUAAUCAGUACUGGACACCUCUCCAUUUAGCAGCAAAAUAUGGCCAGACAAACCUUGUGAAACUUCUAUUGAUGUAUCAGGCCAACCCAAAUCUUCUUAAUUUUAAUGAAGAAAAACCUUCAGAUAUUGCAGCUUCUGAGUUUAUUAAAGAAAUGUUACUAAAAGCAGAAACUGUCUGGGAGUUAAAAAUGAAAGAACCCUUAUCUGUUUCUUCCUUAUCUCAAGAGGAGCCAUAUGAAGAGAUCAUCCAUGAUCUACCAGCAAUUUCCAAUAAACUCAGUCCACUGGUGUUACCAAUUGCUAAACAAGACAGUUUAUUAGAAAAAGAUACCAUGUUCAAAGAUGUCACAAAAGGCAUAAGUAAGCAGCAGUCUCAAGACAACACUCCUGAAAGCAUUACAGCAAAUGUACCAGCCAAGCUUGAGCAGGUCAAGCUGAUGCCUCCAGCUCCCAAUGAUGACCUAGCAACAUUGAGUGAACUGAAUGAUGGCAGUCUUCUUUAUGAAAUCCAGAAGCGCUUUGGCAACAAUCAAAUAUACACUUAUAUUGGGAACAUACUUCUGCUUGUUAAUCCAUUCAAAGAACUUCCAAUUUAUUCAAGUAUGGUUAUGCAGCUUUACUUGAGCAAUACUGGAAGAUUGUGUUCCUCUUUGCCCCCACAUAUUUUUUCAUGUGCUGAGAGAGCUUAUCACAUGCUUUUCCAGGAGCAGAGACCUCAAUGCUUCAUCCUCAGUGGUGAAAGUGGUUCAGGAAAAUCUGAAGCCAGCAAACAGAUAGUAAGACAUCUAGCAUGUCGAUCCAGCUCCAGCAAGUGUUUAUUUGACUACAAAAUAAAAAAUGUCAACUGUAUUUUAGAAGCUUUUGGACAUGCUAAGACAACACUUAAUGACUUAUCCAGUUGUUUUAUAAAAUAUUUUGAACUGCAGUUCUGUGAGAAGAAAAAAUCUUUAACAGGAGCCAGGAUUUAUACUUAUAUGCUAGAGAAGACCCGACUUGUUUCUCAACCUCUCAGCCAGAGCAAUUUUCUUAUUUUUUACUUGUUGAUGGAUGGGUUAACUGCUGAAGAAAAAUAUGCUCUUCGCCUUAAUAACAUAUCUGCACACAGGUAUCUGAAUCGGUCCAUACUGGAAGACACAUGCAUAGCAACAAACACUGUUAACAGAGAGAAAAUGGCUACUCUGAAACAAGCUUUGAUUGCUGUUGGAUUUAGUAAUUUGGAGGUGGAGAAUCUGUUUGUGAUUAUAGCAGCAGUUUUACAUAUUGGAGACAUUCGGUUUACUGCUUUGACAGACGCUGACACAGCAUUCGUGUCUGACCUUCAGCUGCUGGAACAAGUGGCUGCAAUGCUCCAGAUAUCACCAGAUGAAUUAGUGUCUGCCUUAACAACUGAUAUUCAGUAUUUCAAAGGGGAUACAAUAACAAGAAGACAUACUGUAGAAAUUGCUGAAUUUUAUCGUGACCUCUUGGCUAAGUCAAUAUAUAGUCGCUUGUUUAACUUUUUAGUAAAUACCAUGAACUGCUACCUCCACAGUCAAGAUGAGCACAACAGUGUACAGACAUUGGAAAUUGGAAUACUGGACAUCUUUGGUUUUGAAGAAUUUCAGAAGAAUGAAUUUGAACAACUCUGUGUCAACAUGACCAAUGAGAAGAUACACCAGUAUAUCAAUGAAGUGCUUUUUCUACAAGUGCAAACAGAAUGUGUACAAGAAGGAGUUACCAUGGAAACAACAUAUUCUCCUAGUAUCCAGAUGGCAGCUUUGGAUUUUUUUUUCCAGAAACCAUCUGGAUUUCUCUCUUUGUUGGAUGAAGAGAGCCAAGUACUUGGAUCACUGGAAUCUAAUCUCCCCAAACGGCUGCAGUCUCUCUUGGAAUCUUCCAAUUCCAAUGCAGUAUAUUCUGCCAUUAAGGAUGGGAAUGGAAAUGUGGCACUCAAAGAUCAUUGUACCACCUUCACUAUUAUGCACUAUGCAGGACGGGUAACUUAUGAAGCUGUUGGAGCAAUUGAAAAAAAUAAAGACUCCCUUUCACAAAAUCUUCUAUUUGUAAUGAAAACAAGUGAAAAUAUAGUGAUCAAUCAGUUGUUCCAAUCCAAACUGACACAAACAGGAUCCCUCAUAUUUCCCUAUCCUUCCUUCAAAGUUCGAUGGUCCAGAUCUAACAUGCUCAGUAAAAAUAUACCAGCUGCCUCAGAAACCAGUGAAACAAAGAAAUACCUGGAACUCAGCAAGUUAUUUAAAAAGAAAGGAACUUCCACAUUUCUGCAGAAACUAGAAAGGGGAGGUCCAGUCACAGUGGCUUCACAACUCAGGAAAUCCCUUAUGGAUAUCAUUGGGAAGCUUCAGAAGGGCACACCACAUUUUAUUCAUUGCAUCAAACCCAAUAACUCUAAGCUGCCAGAUACUUUUGAUAAUUUUUAUGUGUCUGCUCAGCUACAAUAUAUUGGGGUUUUAGAGAUGGUGAAGAUCAUUCGGUAUGGAUAUCCUGUCCGCCUCUCCUUCAAUGAAUUCUUGUCAAGGUAUAAGGCCUUGGCUGAUACAUUGCUGGGAGAGAAGAAGCUGUCGGCUGAAGAGAAAUGUCAUUUUGUGCUUCAACAGUGUAAAUUACAAGGCUGGCAGACAGGAGUCCGAAAAGUGUUUCUAAAAUACUGGCAAGCUGACCAACUCAAUGAUUUGUGCCUUCAGCUCCAGAAGAAAAUUAUAACCUGUCAAAAAGUUGUAAGAGGAUUUCUUGCACGCCAGUAUUUGCUACAGAAGAUGAGCAUCAGACAACAAGAAGUCACUUCAGUCAAGAGUUUCCUCCAGAACACAGAAGACAUGGGCCUGAAAACAUAUGAUGCAUUGGUCAUUCAGAAUGCUUCAGAUAUAGCUCGAGAAAAUGACCGGCUCCGUAAUGAAAUGAGUAUACCUUACCAUAGAGAAAAGUUAGAGGUCAGGAACAAGCAAGAAGAAAGCAACAAAAGAGCUGCAGACAAAGGUGGAAAGGUCUCUGAAGACAACUUUGCAGUCAGUCGGGCACCCAAGCAUUUUCAUUCCAGCUCAGUUCCAGUCCCUAUGGCAGUGGAUGGCUUAGUACAAUCUCUGGCUGGAUCAUCCAUCAGAUCUCCCUCCCUGCACUCUGUGUUCAGUAUGGAUGACAGCAGUGGCCUGCCAUCACCACGGAAACAGCCCCCUCCCAAACCAAAGAGAGACCCCAACACACGACUGAGUGCUUCCUAUGAAGCUGUUAGUGCCUGCUUGUCAGCAGCUGCUAAGGAAACAGCUAAUGAAGUGUUGACCCGGCCUAGACCACAUAGCGAUGAUUAUAGCACAAUGAAAAAGAUUCCUCCCCGAAAGCCCAAGAGAAGCCCCAACACAAAGCUUAGUGGCUCAUAUGAGGAGAUACCAGCACAAAAGCCUGGAGAAGCAAAAUACUUAAGUGUUGUAAAUAAAGUAGGCCACCAGGACAUGAUGACAAUGCAGAGACCUUCUUCUUCAGAUGGGCCACAUCAGGGAAUCCUCAAUUUGUAUUUGUCUCAAGAGGAAGAAGAGGAGAGCGAACCAGUGUACAUAGAAAUGGUAGGGAACAUAAUAAAGAACAUUUCCAUAGAGACAGACAGCCCAGAUCAAGGAGAAUCUGUUUAUGAAGAAAUGAAAUAUUUUUUGCCAGAAGAAAGCAGCACAAAUACUUUGGGAAUGGUUCCACUAGUAACUGGAUCCCCACCACUGUUUUUUGAUUGCCGCAAACCUCUAGCUGUUGAUGAUGUUGACAUAAACAGUCAAACCAUAGGGACCUUUAGAGAUACUUGUGACAUUCCACCACCUUUUCCAAAUCUACUUCCUCACAGACCUCCACUUCUGGUCUUUCCUCCAACCCCAGUGACCUGCUCUCCAGCAUCUGAUGAGUCACCUUUAACACCUUUGGAGGUCAAAAAGCUUCCUGUUCUAGAAACUAAUUUGAAAUACCCUGUGCAGUCAGAUGGAUCAAGUCCGUUGUCUCCACAGUACUCCAAAAAUCAGAAAGGGGAAAAUGACAGACCAUCAUCCCCUGGUCUGAUGGUAUUUAAUGUUUCAAACAAAGUUUCUCCUCCUUCAACUCCACCUCCUCCUCCCCUCCCACCUCCUCCGGUGCCUCCACCUGCUGCUUUUCGACCUUCCACACAUUUUACUUUCCCCCCAGAAACUCAUGCUCCAUUUUUUGCUAAUGCUGGGAAAGCAGUGACGAAUUCAGAGUUGCCCAAAGUACCUCAGAAACCAAAUUCCACUCAUGGUGCAGUCUCUUCCAGCUCGUUUUCUCAGUUGCCCUAUUCCCCUGGAAAGGUGGCAAUAGUUGAGCACAGAAAACCCAAUUCUGGUUCAUCUUCUCCACUACCAUACAGCCCUCCAAAUUCAAGACCAUUAACCAGUCCUCUAGAUGAGUUAACAAGCCUGUUUAACUCAGGACGGAGUGUGCUUCGAAAGUCUGCAGCAGGAAGGAAAAUUAGAGAACCUGAAAGUUUUGAAACUAAUCUGAACUUAACCAGCAGAGAUGACCCUAACAUAUCAGAGAGUGGAACAGAAACCCAAGACAGAAAUGCAAACAACCAUGGAACUCAGUUUUGUAAUUCAAUGUCCAGUUCUAUAACUUCUGAAAAUGGAAAUUCACUCUCUAAUGGCUUACCAGAAGAAGACGGCAACUCAAAAUUGUCAGUGAGUGGUACAGCAAGCUCAUCGAUCCAGAGACAUAGGGAAAAUCAUACCAGUCAGGUAAUCCAUCAGCUAAGGCUUUCAGAGAAUGAGAGCUUGGCCCUUCAGGAACUCCUGGACUGGAGGCGAAAACUUUGUGAGGAAAGAGAUUGGCAACAAAAUCAACACCAUCCAGAACCUCGAGUCAGUGGACCACCUCCACCACCUUGUAAAAAGCCAGCUCUAUUGAAGAAGACAGAAGAGACUUCCUGCAAUAGAUUAUCUUCAGAGUUAUGGGACACUACAAUUUGAUGUGGAUUGGUUUGCAGACUCUAAAAAUCAAAACCACCUAGUGACUGGACACUAGCAGCAAGCAAUAACUUGCUGCUCCAUUCUCAUCUCCCAUCCCCUAAAAUGUGCUAGAUUCUCUCUCCAGGAAUUUAUCAUCAAAAAGCACAGGAAACUAAAGUUCAAUACUCAACUCAAUACAUAUAUAUGUGUGUGUGUGUGUGUGUGUGUGUGUGUGCAUCUAGUCUUUCUUUCUUUCCUUUCCUUUCCCUCUUUCCUUUUUCUUUUUCUUUUCUUUUUUUCUUUCUUUCUUUUUUCUUCCUCCCUCCCUCCUUCCCUCUCUUCUUUCUUCCUUCUUUUCUUUUUUCUUCUUUUCUUCCUUCCUUCCUUCCUUCCUUGCUUCCUUCCUUCCUUCCUUCCUUUUUUCCUUCCUUCCUUCUUUUCUUUCUUCCUUCCUUCCUUUUUUCUUUCUUUCUUCUUGCAAUUAACACUGAUCUUUCUAACUGGGUGUUUUGGGAGACUCAAGAACUAUAGACAUCCUUUCUAGAAUCCAGAAAUCUAUAAACAAGAAUGGGAGAUGGGGAAGGAAAUUAAUCAGUGAACGGAGAGGGAAGCAGAGUGGUAGAAUGGUGAUGGUAGAAUGAUAGGUGGGAUUGGUGUGCACACUGUAUAGUUGUUUUAUAGAAUUCAAUACUAUGUUUAUUGUACCUUGAAUGGUUUUAAUAUGAUGCCUAUAUAUAGUACAUGUAUUAUAUUUCUUUGUAGAUGUUUGUGUUUUAUUGGAAUUCCAAACCUCAGCAUUAUUAUUUACAUGUUUAUUACUGGAUUUUAUAAAUUUAUGUAAUUGGUGGUGCUGUUCUUUCUUCAAAAUACAGGUAAAAACACCAAAUCUAUUUGGAUUCUGUUUGUUCCAUAUGGUUUUUGCCUGAAGUAUUUAAGAAUCUCAACACUAUGUUGUUGUUUUAGCUUCACUAAUGCCAACCUUAAAUAUGGUGACACUUGCAAAAUUGGCUUCUGUGGAUAGUACCCAAUGCUUUCUAUUUCAUUCAUUAGUUAGGAGAUAUUGUUUCUUUUCUAUGCGCUGUGCUUUGGAAUAAGUCGAUUGUGAAUUCUUUUAAUUCAACUUCAUCUCAAGUUGACAGCAUAGGUUACAGAAAAUAAUGAGGUGCUCAGUUAAAUGUGUAUAACUUCAUUUUCAAACUGGUUAUGUAAAAGGUCAGAUAUCAGUACAAAGUUGCACCCAGUAACAGGUGCAGAAAGGACUGCUGAGAUUUUUCUCCUUUGAGCAAUAAGGCUUCCUGAAAGUACAAGGUAUCAUAAGAUGAAUAUGUCCUUAAAGAAGUAUGCUGCAUGAUUCACUUAAUGUAUAUCACCAGAGCUCAUGUAUUACAAUGGCCUUGAGUUAACAAAAUGUUCUGGUUGGCUGUUGUGAAAUUUUGUACAGUAGCAUUAAGAGCAAUAAUUUGCUACUUGGAACUUUGCAGCCAUACCAGACUUUGAAAUAUUACUGUGCCAAUAAAAGGGUGCAAGAAUUU